GGUUCCUCCAGCACAGGCAUUGACCCCAAGCUUAGGCUGUAAGUAGGAAAAUAAUUGGUCCCCAAGGUCACUCCGUACCCCUGAAAGGGGGUUACGGGGGAUCUUAGAGCAGAGCAACCCUUUUGCCCCAGAGGUCUUGAAGAUGACUGGGCAUCCUUCAGAGCCCCUGCCUGGCUGAGUCCUGAGGAAACCAUUCAGGCUUGCUGCUGCGUGUUCCUCCAGGGCUUCCUAAAUCUGUUAAAGGAAAAUCUAGGAGGAGACCCCUGGAAGCAGAGAGGGUGGGGGGGAGGCUAUCCAGGAGGUCUAAGUUCAUGUGACCUAUCACUGUGGUUUAAGCCCAAGUGGGCUUAAAGUAUCUUUAAAAAAAAAAAAAUAAUUUAAACUGUGUUCUGUUUUCCCUCUUUUGUCUCCUUUUGAGGUCUCUGUUCCUCUUUGUCUCUGGGUGUAUCUUUCCAUUUCUGUGUGGAAAGCCCUCUUUCUGAAGCCAUCUUCAGUCUCUCGCUCUCUUCCCUCCUCCUCCACGGUGCCUGUCCAUCCCUUUCCCUCACUAACUUGCUGAGCACCAGCUGAGCCCCGGCCUUUUCCCAAACCUGCUUUGCUUGUGAGGGGCCCUAUUUUUUCUCCUAUACCUGAGCCCAUGUUCUGGGGCCCGCUUGGAAGUCAGGACCAGCCUCUUGAGGCAGGAGCUGGUGCACGGCAGCAUCUUUGAGGAUGAGCCCAGCCAGCUGCAUCCCUGGGGCUCUGCAGGAUGGCAUAGAGGACGCGUGUUAAGCAGGAGAGCUGGGCUGGCUGCAGGACCCUGGCUACAGGCAAGGUGGCAGCAAGUGAGGGAUCAUGGCUUUCCUGUUGCUCCCCCGGCGACUGGCCUGCUCCUCCUGGCACCCCCACCUCCUGCUUGUGUCUGGCUCCAGACACAUCAGUCAAGCUGCUGCCAAAGUCGAUGUAGACUUUGACUAUGACGGGCCUCUGAUGAAGACAGAAGUCCCAGGUCCUAGGUCUCGGGAAUUAAUGAAACAGCUGAAUGUGAUUCAGAAUGCAGAAGCGGUACAUUUUUUCUGCAACUAUGAAGAGAGCCGAGGCAACUACCUAGUCGAUGUGGACGGUAACCGAAUGCUGGAUCUUUACUCCCAGAUCUCCUCUGUCCCCAUAGGUUAUAGCCAUCCUGCCCUGGCAAAACUGGUCCAGCAGCCUCAGAAUGUGAGCACCUUCAUCAACAGACCGGCCCUGGGGAUCCUGCCUCCAGAGAACUUCGUGGACAAGCUCCGGGAGUCCUUGCUGUCGGUGGCCCCCAAAGGGAUGUCCCAGCUUGUCACUAUGGCCUGUGGCUCCUGCUCCAAUGAAAAUGCCUUCAAGACCAUCUUCAUGUGGUACCGGAGCAAAGAAAGAGGGCAAAGAGGGUUCUCAAAAGAAGAGCUGGAGACCUGCAUGGUUAACCAGGCCCCUGGAUGCCCUGACUACAGCAUCCUCUCCUUUAUGGGUGCUUUCCAUGGAAGGACCAUGGGUUGCUUAGCGACCACGCACUCCAAAGCAAUUCACAAGAUCGACAUCCCUUCCUUCGACUGGCCUAUUGCACCAUUUCCACGGCUGAAGUACCCGCUGGAGGAGUUUGAGAAAGACAACCAGCAGGAGGAGGCCCGCUGCCUGGAGGAGGUGGAGGAUCUGAUUGUAAAAUACCGGAAAAAGAAGAAGACUGUGGCUGGGAUCGUCGUGGAGCCCAUCCAGUCUGAGGGCGGAGACAACCAUGCAUCAGACGACUUCUUCCGGAAGCUAAGAGACAUUGCCCGGAAGCAUGGCUGCGCCUUCCUGGUGGAUGAGGUCCAGACAGGCGGGGGGUGCACAGGCAAGUUCUGGGCUCACGAGCACUGGGGCUUGGACGACCCAGCUGACGUGAUGAGCUUCAGCAAGAAGAUGAUGACAGGGGGCUUCUUCCACAAGGAGGAGUUCCGGCCCAACGCUCCUUAUCGAAUCUUCAACACCUGGCUGGGGGACCCAUCAAAGAACUUGCUGCUGGCUGAGGUCAUCAAUGUCAUCAAACGUGAGGACCUGCUGAACAACGCAGCCCAUGCAGGGAAGGUCCUGCUCACAGGAUUGCUGGACCUCCAGGCCCGGUACCCUCAGUUCAUCAGCAGGGUAAGAGGACGAGGCACCUUUUGUUCCUUCGAUACUCCAGAUGAUUCCAUACGGAAUAAACUCAUCUUAAUCGCCAGAAACAAAGGUGUGGUAUUGGGAGGCUGUGGCGACAAAUCCAUCCGUUUCCGUCCCACAUUGGUCUUCAGGGAUCACCAUGCUCACCUGUUUCUCAAUAUCUUCAAUGACAUCUUAGCAGACUUCAAGUAAAGAAACCAUUUCCACUGUACUUUGAGAAUCUCAACAGUUGUCAAAUUGAUUAGUUUGCCUAAUUCAUGUUUUCACUUAAAAGUAUCAGAGGUGAAUGCACAAACGGAAAGGUUAUUUGUGGGGAGGGGAUUUUUUGGUGGCUAUGGGGGAGGGAAAAGGAAGGGCUGGUUUUGAAUUUUCUGCCUGUAGAGCCAGUGGUAUACAUUGGGUGAAGCUCAGAAAGUCUGCUUGAGCCCUGGACAUAGUCUUGGGAAGGGCCCUAGGGGUCCUGGACACAUUUCUGCCCACCCAUGACCAACUCCAACAAUUCUCUUUGGGAGCCAGUCAAAGGAGUUUCACCCACUCCUAGGACUGGUGGCCAUUACUCUUGGGUUCCAGUUUAUCCCAGAUUCCCUGUUUGGUGAUCAGAGAUGCUGGCUUCCCCUCACCCUAUAGAAGCAACUUCACACCCACCUUGUCACCCAGUCCCCAAGCUUCGAGUCCCCUAUCUAGGGUUCAGUGAGAGAUUGAAUGGCUCAUAGGAAGACAGCGAUGUGGGGACAUGAAGAGGUUGGGGCAAUGGAGGGGGCAUCUGGCCUCCUGAUGAGGAAGACCACCCCUCAGACCAACUGGAGGUCUCUCUAAGCUGUGAAUUCUGUCCUGGAGGGCCUCUGCCCUGGGAGGAGCUCUGGGUGGCAUCAUGUAUGGCUCCUAUUCAGCAUCCUCCACUCCUCCAACACAUGUCAGCCUACAUCAGUGUGGGAGGAACCUGCAGGCUGAGUGCCCAGGGGACACACUUGAGCCAAAGGGUCAGUAGCACAAGCCUGUCACCCCAGAAGCAUAGGCCCAAGGUCACAGGCAGCAGAGCCACUAUAUCCUGUCCCCCAGAUCCUCUCAGGGUCUGACUUUGGUCCCCCACCCUAGGAGGCUCACUUCAGCUUUUGCUCAUCAUCUUGGUUCUGCUUCUCAAAAGAACCGUUCCAUUAAAGGGGCCACUGCUGGACUCAGUUUCUCUUGAGGGAAGUGCCAUGAAUUAAAGGCACCAAAGCUCCGCACAUGGAAAGGUAGCUUGUCAGUUUAAAGUGGUUUCCUUGUCUUUGCCCCUGAAAUCUGAAUUUUUCUUAAGAUGCCUGAGCCUGGGAAUUAGCAGGAUGACAAUAAAAUGCUUAAAGAUGCUGUGAUGGAGGGUCCAGUGUCUCUGCUGGAGGUGAGAUGUUCUUGGAACUGACCUGACCUCAAAUGUUCCCACACAGAGCAGUUGACAGCCCUACAGCUGUAAGAUAUUAUUUAGUAGGCAGACUUGGCUCUCUGUCCAGAAGGAAGCCACUUUGCCUCCUGGUACCUUGACUGAAUGUUGUGGAAAAUGGGCAUGUCAAGAUUCCUGAUUCAGCACUUCGCUCUUUUAAUAACUAAUCAUUCAAGGACUUAGAUUCCACUGUUACUCAGACUCAGUCACCAACCUCUUUUGGUUGAGAAAUGGAAGACAUUGACAUGUUUAACAGACACGACAGAUACAGGCAUUCUGGUUCGAUUUGCAUUCCUGUGGUCAGCAGCUCAUCUGCCACUUUUCCUAAGGAUUUCUACCAUGUUCGAGGUCAUCUGCACUGCCGACUAAGUGAGGAUCCACACCUCCUUCUCUGCAAGGUUUCACUCAUCUCUAUUUAUAUUCUGUCUUCCCUCACUCAUCAAACUUUCAUGAAAUACCUGCCCCAUUAUGAAAUAAGAGGGACUCAUAUUCCUUUGGGAACAACAGACUCUCAAACCAAUAAUUAAAUCAGAGUGCCAAGUACAGUAACAGUUAGAGUAGGUAAGUGAGAGAGAACCCCAAUCCACUUAAGGGUCAGAGGAGCUUUCAAGGAGGAGAUGAUGUUUGAGCAGGGUUUGCAGAACAAAUAAGAGUUCACCAAGCAGCCAAGACAAGGAAGAAUACUACAGAAAGGGAACAGUACAGCAAAGACAUGUACCUCACACUGGGGGGCCAGAUUCCACAGGCAAUAUCCCAAGGUUCAACACCUUAUUUAACAAACACGAAAAAUGCAGAUCAUCAUAAAGGGUUUUAAACUAGGGCACAGCUGGAAACGGUAGAGGGAGUGGCUCCAAUAUUUUGUUCUUUCCUCUUGGGUCAAUGACAGAGGAAUGAAAUAAUUUUAUCUGGAAAAUCAUUUCUAGAUUAUUCACUCCUUAAGAAGGGAAGUUAUUUCUUGUAAAAGAAACAUAAUUUUUUAAGCCAUUUGACAACACGCUCUUGUGUACUUAAGGCAUGGUGAGUCCCUGAGCCAUCUUCUUUAGGGGGCUAGAGGUUUAGCUAGAAGAAUUUCAAGGUAAGGACUUUGGCAGAGCUCAAGACUGUAGCAACUUAGAAGACACUGGAAGAAGCCCAGUGGACAGGUUGCUGUCUAGGGCAGAGCCCAUGAGGAAGGGCUUCUGUGGCCAACAACUUCUGCGGGACGUAAACCCAUCAUCCAUUAGUACCAUAGAGGUUAGUAACUGUCUCUAGCAAGUCGUCACUUUUAUAGAAAACAAGGUCCAACACUAGCAAGUCUUAGCACAUCCUCCCUUUUAUUAUAAAUGGGUGUUUUUUUAUAAUUUUUACUGGCACUCAGUAAUCAUGCAAAAUUGUGCACAUUAGUAUGUCUAUAUACCUAUACCUACCUAUAUCUGUAUCUAUAUCUGUAAGCUCAUGGUAGAAAACCGUAGCUAGGGAGCAUUGCAGACUUAAUGCACACAAAGUGAUCUUGUUUACAGUAUUCUGUUGACAGUGCCAAUAAACAAUAAGGAAAUUAACAUGUCACAAUGUAACUGAUGACCAUAUGCACAAUUCCAUGAAUUAAAUGUUUCCUGUGUUAAUCAGUAUUCUUAAAUUAAAAAAUUAUUUAUAAUGGAAA
Molecule: messenger RNA, 5201 nt
Organism: Cavia porcellus (domestic guinea pig)
Lineage: Eukaryota; Metazoa; Chordata; Mammalia; Rodentia; Caviidae
Gene: Abat
Product: 4-aminobutyrate aminotransferase
Exons: 16
Coding region: 835-2337 (500 amino acids)
Biological process (GO): GABA catabolic process
Cellular component (GO): mitochondrion
Molecular function (GO): pyridoxal phosphate binding
Source: RefSeq, a predicted model, not a curated record